This is a messenger RNA of Pungitius pungitius (ninespine stickleback), 2420 nucleotides long. RefSeq names its product docking protein 3 (gene dok3). Gene Ontology annotation, biological process: Ras protein signal transduction; cell surface receptor protein tyrosine kinase signaling pathway; positive regulation of MAPK cascade. Gene Ontology annotation, cellular component: cytoplasm. The transcript is spliced from 5 exons. The record is from RefSeq and is a predicted model, not a curated record. Lineage: Eukaryota; Metazoa; Chordata; Actinopteri; Perciformes; Gasterosteidae. Bases 188 to 1678 code for a protein of 496 amino acids.
UGCUUUCUUUCGCAAGCGCUCCAGCGAUAUCUUGUCGUUUACCCUGUUAGACUUUCACAAACAAGACAACGGCAUGAAAGCUGCUGGUGACGUAAAGGAAACAAGUAUUCUAGUGCUGUAGGAUUCUAAUUUUAACUUCUCACUUGUUGACCACGGACCACACCGACAACUAGAGUGAAAGAUUUACAUGCAAAGCUCAAGUAUGGAUGUCGUCUUCAAGGAGGGGAAGCUCUAUCUUCAAGGGGUCAAGUUUGGGAAAAGAACAUGGCGUAAGAUAUGGAUGGCGCUCUUUAAGCCCAGCCCCACGGGGGUCGGGCGCGUGGAGCUCUCCACGGGCCUCAACACCAACGCCGCCAGUGACCAGAGGAAGGUCGGUCGGCAGAAGUCGUCCGAGAGGAAAGUGGUGCGUCUGAGCGACUGCCUCAGCGUCAAGCUCGCUCCGAGUGAGUCGUGCCCUCCCGGGUGCGCCGCCUUCUACCUGCACACCAUCCAGUGCACCUACACCCUGGCCUCCACCACGAGCCAGGAGUGGCUGAGUGCCCUCUGCACUCUGGCCUUCCAGAAGGAUCCUGGGGAUCCACACGAAGGGGCUUUCGAGAGAGGAGAUGGCUUGACCAUGGAGGACAAUGACCUUUACUCAUCUUGGACACCCGAUCCGACCCUUCUUCCAAAUCAGUACCACGUGACCAUCCAGAGCACAGAGGCAUCCAGGAGGUGCAAAUUGGCCGGCGAGUAUCUGGUCUCUCCAGAACACGAGGCUGUGAGGCUGCUGGACAUCAGUACCGGUCACAUAUUCUAUCGCUGGCCAUACAAGUUCUUACGCAAAUUUGGCCUGGUUGAGGGCGGAUUCAGAAUAGAAGCCGGCCGUCGCUGUGAGUCGGGAGAAGGAGUGUUCAUCUUCCUGUCCAGGAAGGGCCCCGAGGUCGUCCAGGUUAUAUCCAAGCAGUGCUCUAUCCAGCCACGUGAUGUCCACCGAAGGUCCUUAUGUGACCUGUCAACUGUUAUCCUCCCAACCAUAACCUGCAAGCCCGCCGCCCCCCACGUCUACAGUGCCGCAGAUGAUUCUGAUGACACAGAGGGCGAGUCCGCCGACCACUACUCUACCAUCAACGACCGCCUCGUACGGGAUGUAAGGCGGCUGUCUCUCGCCAGAAAUAGUCUCUCUGUGGGGGAAGAAGGUGAAGACGAGGAUGAGCGGUGUCAAUCCCUGCCAGCUGGCAGCCUGGACAGUGUGACGGAGCGCAACGUUUACUACAACCUAACAAGAACCUCACACCCUCUGAUCAGAAACGACGACCUCCGACAGGAGACGGACUCAGGGUGCAUCUACUCCCACCUCAAAUCCGUCCAUUACCCGGCGACGAAUCCCCGGCCGCGGUCCUUCUCGCCACCGCUGCCUCCGCCCGCUGCCCAGCCCCCUCCCUUCGCCCUUCCCCAGUCGGCCCCCGGCUCCCCAGCCAAGCCGCGAUACCAGCGCCAGCCCCCUGCAAAUGACCACAUCCAGCCGGGGUCCAAUGCCCAGGCCCAGGCGCCGGAUGACAUGAGGGAGAUGGAGGAGGCCACCUCCAAAGAGGCCCCUGGCAGUUUUAAACAGAGGCUGGCUGAGAUCAUUUCUAAGGACCUGGCAAAGUUCCAACCGCCUCUUCCCUCCGGGGCGGGCAGCCCCGCUCCUUCUUAGUAGGCCAUUAGUUAAGGGACAGGCUAGGAGGAGCAAUUUUGUCCAUGAUAGACUGCCAUGAAAGGGUAUUAGUUUCGUUAUAUCUUUAAAAUCACCUCCUCUGGGAACACUUGGCGUCGGAUUUUGGCUCGCAGAUGUUUGUGUGUUUAUCUGUUAGCCGCAUGAAAAGGCAUCUCGAAAAAACAUUUUUUUUUUUUGUUGCAAAAAAGAAAAUUGAAGCCAUGUUGGUUCUUCACUGCUGAAAUGUUAAAAAGAGCUUCAUGUGCUGCACAGGCAUUGAUGGGACAUUAUCUGAUAAGCUGAUUGAACACUUGGCUGGUGGACUGUUUCCAUAUAAAAUAAAAAUGUUUUAGUGAGUUAGACAACAUAUUGGAAUUAGCUUCUUGUCGUUCAUGUUUUUCCUUAAAGAGAACAAGGGGUGUUCUCAUUAGGGGGGUGACAAGUGUGAUAAGUUAAGCACCAACUACUACAUUUUGGACGUGGAUGCUGGAGUUCACUUCACAUUGUAUAAAUAUUGACUCAGUUUACGCAACUGGAUUGCCAACCAAAAAAAGAAACAACUUGAAAUCUUGAAAUGCACACACACUUUGGGUAUAUCUUUAUUGUAGCAAAACAUUGCUCAAAAUACACCAUAACUAUACAUAAAUACCAAAAUAAUUAUUUUAAUUUAGGCACAAAUGACACUAGGAAUGUCUUGAUUCAGGCCAUAAAGUGCAUUCAUAAAAAGUCCUCUUAGAGUUCA